AUGAGUGCCUGCGUCGCCUGCCAGAACCCGCUGCUGCUCGAGCUGGACGAGUCGGACGACGAGCACGAUGUCUGCAUAGGAGGGAGCUCAAGCAGCGCCGCCGCGCCAAAAACGGUCCCGGACGACGUGCAUCUGAAUUGCGGCUGCCAUUUUCACUGGUACUGCCUCCUGGACGCCUACACCGUCCCCGAAUGCUCCAACUGCUCUGCCAACCUCUGCUCCGUCGCCCCCGACGGCGGCCAGCAGGUCCUCUGCCACAUCAACAACGAGGGCGGCCAGCAGGAGAACGUCGACAUCUUGCCGCUGCUCAGCGAGGAGGGCUACCUCAAAGCCAACCCGGAGGAGCGCAAAUGCCGGGCAUUCCUCGAGUUCUGCCGCGAGGGCGAUGUCGGUGCUGUGGUCGCCAUGCUCCAGGAUGAUGAUGAUGAUGAAGAUGAAGAUGACGACGACGACGACGAACACGAACACGACCAGCACAUGCACGAGCGCCGUGAGAUCGAUGUCCUCAGAUAUCAGGAUCCGAUCGGCGACAUGCAAUCGGGUCUGCACGCUGCCGUUGCCGGUGCCAGUCGCGAAGCCGCCUGGCUGCUCCUCCUGCUGGCCUCGAAUCUCGACCUCUCGGAGUUCCCUGCCCAAGUCUUCCAGGAAGCCGAGGCCCUGGGAAUCAUGAGGGGAGAUCAAACGGGCAAGGCCGACAUCAGGACCCUGAGGGACGCGUCAGGAAUGACCGCCGCGGACCUGGCCCAUGAGAUGGGGGGUGUCUGGGUGGGGUGGCCGCAGAGGCUCUCAGUCUGA
Aplosporella prunicola CBS 121167 is the source of this 795-nucleotide messenger RNA. RefSeq lists its product as uncharacterized. The coding region runs from base 1 to 795 and encodes 264 amino acids. Lineage: Eukaryota; Fungi; Ascomycota; Dothideomycetes; Botryosphaeriales; Aplosporellaceae. The transcript is spliced from 2 exons. The record is from RefSeq and is a predicted model, not a curated record.